AUGACUGGAGCUCCAUUCUCAAAGUCCACUAAAAAAAAACAUUUGAAAACAGAAAGAGAUGGAGAUGAAGACGGAUCCAGAUCAGAUCCAGAUAGUCCUUUACAACCGACUGCUGAUGAGACUUCCCAAUCCUCUGAAUGUGAGACUGAUAACAGUUAUGAUUGGAAGGAACCUCUGUCACAUUUAAACCCUUUGCAAAACAAUGAAGUACUUGAAAGUGACGUGGACUGUAAUACUGGAAAAACAUCAAUUAGCUCCUCUGGAAGCUUUGGCCACAAGAAACAUCCGAAGGGACACUCUGGAGUCAAAACAGCAGAGAAACCAAUCAGUUGUUCAGUUUGUGGUAAAACAUUCAGACUCGCGAACACUCUGAAACUACACUCAACUGUCCACACUGGAAAGAAACUAUUCAGCUGUUCAGUUUGUGGGAAAACAUUCAGACUAGCGCAGAGUCUGAAACGACACUCAACUGUUCACACUGGAGAGAAACCAAUCAGUUGUUCAGUUUGUGGUAAAACAUUCAGACUCGCGAACACUCUGAAACUACACUCAACUGUCCACACUGGAGAGAAACUAUUCAGCUGUUCAGUUUGUGGGAAAACAUUCAGACUAGCGCAGAGUCUGAAACGACACUCAACUGUUCACACUGGAGAGAAACUAUUCAGUUGUUCAGUUUGUGGUAAAACAUUCAGACGAGCACGCAAUCUGAAACGACACUCAACUGUCCACACUGGAGAGAAACUAUUCAGUUGUUCAGUUUGUGGUAAAACAUUCAGACUCGCGAACACUCUGAAACUACACUCAACUGUCCACACUGGAGAGAAACUAUUCAGUUGUUCAGUUUGUGGUAAAACAUUCAGACAAGCGCAGAGUCUGAAACUACACUCAACUGUCCACACUGGAGAGAAACUAUUCAGUUGUUCAGUUUGUGGUAAAACAUUCAGACAAGCGCAGAGUCUGAAACUACACUCAACUGUCCACACUGGAGAGAAACUAUUCAGUUGUUCAGUUUGUGGUAAAACAUAUAGACAAGCGAACAGUCUGAAACGACACUCAACUGUCCACACUGGAGAAAAACUAUUCAGCUGUUCAGUUUGUGGUAAAACAUUCAGACUAGCAAGCAAUCUGGAACUACACUCAACUGUCCACACUGGAGAGAAACUAUUCAGUUGUUCAGUUUGUGGUAAAACAUUCAGACAAGCGAACAAUCUGAAACGACACUCAACUGUCCACACUGGAGAAAAACUAUUCAGUUGUUCAGUUUGUGGUAAAACAUAUAGACACGCGCAGAGUCUGAAACUACACUCAACUGUCCACACUGGAGAAAAACUAUUCAGCUGUUCAGUUUGUGGUAAAACAUUCAGACAAGCGAACAAUCUGAAACGACACUCAACUGUCCACACUGGAGAGAAACUAUUCAGUUGUUCAGAUUGUGGUAAAACAUUCAGACGAGCACUCAAUCUGAAACGACACUCAACUGUCCACACUGGAGAGAAACUAUUCAGUUGUUCAGUUUGUGGUAAAACAUUCAGACUAGCGAACAGUCUGAAACUACACUCAACUGUCCACACUGGAGAGAAACUAUUCAGUUGUUCAGUUUGUGGUAAAACAUUCAGACGAGCGCACAAUCUGAAAGAACACUCAACUGUCCACACUGGAGAGAAACUAUUCAGUUGUUCAGUUUGUGGUAAAACAUUCAGACUAGCGCAGAGACUGAAACGACACUCAACUGUCCACACUGGAAAAACAAAUUAGUGGUACAUUUUUCUUUUAAAAAUUCUCUCUUCUCUGUGAUUUAAGAAAAUCACUAUUGCAUUGAUAAGAUCAUCAGAAAUAAAUGAGACAUGGUUAAAGCCCCAUUAUGUCGUUUUUCCCCUUUAGCGCCCCCUUCAGUUUUUGAGGUAUUUAACGUUUACUUCAGUGUCGUAAAUACCCAGUUACGAUAGAUGCAGCCCGGUAGAAGGAAUCCGACGACUGUUUCUAUUUUGGAUUUAUACCAACGGGCGGGAUCACUAAUACGAAGACUGCGCAGGAACACUGUGAACUGGGCCCAGCACCUACCGGACUAGGGUGAAGUAGCGCGGGGAUUGAAUGCAGCGCCUCGCCACGUUUCCGCCUGGUCGGUCAGCUGUUUGCCAGCUUUUGGGGGGAGGGGUGUGUG
Molecule: messenger RNA, 2161 nt
Organism: Pseudoliparis swirei
Lineage: Eukaryota; Metazoa; Chordata; Actinopteri; Perciformes; Liparidae
Product: gastrula zinc finger protein XlCGF57.1-like
Exons: 2
Coding region: 1-1755 (584 amino acids)
Source: RefSeq, a predicted model, not a curated record